GAACCAUUGGAUGUAUCAAAUAGUAGAGAUGUUGUAGGUAAUCUAUCACUUAGUCUUGUUCAGAACUGUAUGGAAGGAGACAUGGAUCCAGUUAAAAAGCAAGACAUAUAUGAUGUGACUGCAGAAGUGAUGGAAAACUAUUUACCAAAUAAUGAACUAUCAACACCUCAAUUUAGUAAGGCUAUAGGUGAUUUUCUGUAUAAUAAUACAAUUCAAGAAAUUAUUGAGAAGACCCAUACACAACAUGAAGAGAAGGAGAGUGACCAACAACUAAACCUGAAUCCAGCUAUUAUCCUAGAGCAUUCCUCUGCAGAUGUCUACGAAUACAAAAGUGAAGAGGAAGUUAAGUGAUACAACUACAUGUGAUCUAUUUAUGACCUUAGUCACAGUAUUAUAUCCAAACUACAUGCAUGGAUAUACCUGAAACCUUCAUCAGAGCACAUAUUGACUCACAAGUACUUCCAAGGAGACUUGUCACAGCUAUGGAUGAUAUAUAUAUAAAAAGGCUAAUGUUAAAAAGAAGUUUAUGGACAGUUGCAGAUACAAGUCCUGGCCAAACAGCAGUCGACUGGUCUACCAACCGUUGCAUGGAGAUAAACAAUUGGCUGAUUCUCUAUCCGCUAUGAAGUCAAUGGAGAAGAGCCUCAGAGCUCGUCCGGGAGAUGCCCCUGUGUCUGAAGAUGAUAAAGACAGAGAGAUACAAAUCCUGACAUUUGAAAUCCAAUUGGCACAGAUUGAAAUCAAGGACUAUCAACAAAACGCUGGAAAAUCUCAAAAGGUACUCACAGACAUCGAAAAGCAGAAGCAAACACUCAAGCGAAAGCUGGAUAUAGAGCUAACCAAGAACGAGACAGUCUUGCAAAUGACGUACUUAAAGUGCAAACGGAAAGCAGAGCACUGAAAUCCAAGCUAACUACUGUCCGUGCUGAACAUGAAGCUGCUAUUGAGAAAGCUGAAAACUUGUCUAAUGCUAUGGACCAAGAUUCUGACCUAGCACUGAAAACCACUCACCAAAUCAGGAACGCUGUAUAAACUAUGGAACAGCUGAUAAAAAGACAUCAUCCUCAGAAACGACUGCUACCUGCACCUGAAAUCAGAAACACAGAUGAUGCAAUCGCUCCCCACCUAUUGACGCUUGAAAUACCCCUCGAUUUCAGAAAGAAAGUUGGUCAAGGCAGUUACGGUGCGGUAUACGCUGUUAACUAUGGCCAUACAAGUUGCAUUGCAAAAAGGCUCUGGGACAUUUUUCUAGGUCGUGGUGGAUAUGAACUUGGUAACGAUCAAGGGAAAAAGUUCUAUCAUCAGAAGUUUAUUUAUGAGUGUGUGCUUCUAAGUCGAACGAAUCAUUCGAAUAUCGUCAGAUUUAUCGGUGUACACUGCGGAAAAGAUGAGUUUGACCUCACUCUUUUGAUGGAGCGACUGCACACUGAUCUAGGGCAGUACUUAGAGAGCAAACCUAUCAUUGCGUAUAAGACUGAAGUCUCGAUACUUAACAAUGUAUCCUAUGGACUACUCUAUCUUCACGAGGAGUGCUCUAUCAUCCAUCGCGAUCUCACAGCUGCCCAACAUUCUUCUAACAGCCGACAACCGAGCCAAGAUAUAUAGCCGACCUUGGUAUGUCCAGAAUCUUUGACAUUCGGAUGUAGAAGAUGUCUAAAGUACCUGGUAAUCAGUACUACAUGUCACCAGAGGCUUUACAAGACAAGCCAUUAUGACAAAAGACUCGAUAUUUUCUCGUUUGGUGUUAUAGCUUUGUAUGUAGCAACUCAAGAUUUUCCAGAACCCUCCUGUGAUCAUGUUCCCGAUGCUGUGCAUGCCAGGGGAGAGUGUGAGCUAUUCAAGCGACAGAAAUUGAU
Messenger RNA from Halichondria panicea, 1856 nucleotides. RefSeq lists its product as uncharacterized. The transcript is spliced from 5 exons. The coding region runs from base 527 to 901 and encodes 124 amino acids. NCBI's taxonomy places the organism in Eukaryota, Metazoa, Porifera, Demospongiae, Suberitida, Halichondriidae. The record is from RefSeq and is a predicted model, not a curated record.